AUGACGAAAGUUGGUGAGGGCCUCAAAUCCGUCGUCCCCGAGCCGGCCGAGUACUACACCACCGUUUUUGUGGAUGGGAAGAUUUGGCUGUUCGGCUUGACCUACAAGGAUCAGAAAACGCACAACUGGGGACACCGCGUGGCUUUCCACGGCGGCCAUGUCGUGGCUUUUGAUGUGAAUUCCGGAACUUGGGAAGGUCCUUAUGAGAUCCCCGAGCUGUCCGACGAGGAAAACCAAGGCGAACUUUUCUUCGUCCGCAACAACGCCCUCCACCUGCUUCUCUACAAGGAAUUCCUCCGAUUCGAGCCAAAAGCCCUUUACACUUGGGACACUGCAUCGAAGAGCUGGCAGGGCAAGACGUUCUCGAUGAGCGGCUCGGCGAUCGCUGAUGGCUGCGAGUGCAACCCAGCUGGAGUGAAGCUGGUUGAUGAUGAACCCUCAGCAGACACCGUCACCUUCUUUGUCAACCACGGCAAGACCCACCUCUACGAAAUUGACCUCAACUCGGGCCACGUCUCGAAGCGAUGCGACCUCAACAAGGAGGAGAUUAUCAACGGAGCCCCGGUACUCGGCUGCAAAAAGGACGACAAGGUCUACUUCUUCUUCGCCGUCCACGGAUGCGUCUAUCGUUGGGAAUCCGGACGUCUACAAGCCCUCCCCUUGAGCGGAAACGGAAAUCCGGAGCCUGUUCAGAUCCAAGGUGAGCCGCCACACUUCGGCUUCACCGGCUCGAGGUUCACCCACUUGCGGCCAAAUGGCGAAUGGGGACACGCGACAGGCGCUCAACAAGUGGGCAUGUGCGACAGCCGAUUCGUCGGUGACGUCCACAACGUGAAAUUCGGCGAGCCGGCCGUUUGGGAGAAGAGCGCCACCACUUUGGAAGAAGCGCACAAGAACAUUGCCUACGAUUACUCCACCGACACGUUGUACACUAUCUCGGACGAGGCCGUUGAGAAGCACUCGUUC
Messenger RNA from Mesorhabditis spiculigera, 966 nucleotides. Lineage: Eukaryota; Metazoa; Nematoda; Chromadorea; Rhabditida; Rhabditidae. The record is from the annotation of a GenBank genome assembly.